CGAGUCUCCUCAGCCCUUCCGACCAUAGUAUUCUUCCUCUCUUAUUCACGGCGCAGCUUCACAUGACGGCCCAGAGGUUCUCCUAGCCCCUCGUGUCUGUGUUGCUCGCGACUCUUCCAGUGAGCGAGAGCUUCGCUUCGCGCUCGCUUGCCAAGCAACCUCAUUCCCGUCCAUUCAUUCCCUACCCGUGUUUGCCCACCGCCGUGAGAGUGCCAGCAUUGGGCUUCCCGUCGACUCGAUCUCGCAGCACAACGUUCUUUCGAGCAUCAUUGCCCAGCCGCUGUCCUGAGCAGCCGUCGCCACCCUCCUCUGCCCUCGUCUCUUGGCUGGAUACCCACAGGUAGCCGCCGACAUACAGGCAACCCGCCCUUCCACGGUCGAGGCACACUCUAUCCACGCGAUCGCUCGCAGUCACAUUGUCGAGAGAAUGGAAUCGCAGUCGCAGCAGCGAAUACUGCCCAACAAGAUGGCGGGACUCCCCAAUAUCCUCAACAGCGAGGAGCGAGCCCCUUCGCCCGUUGUAGCCGCUCCCCAGUUGCGCGAUUCUGGAUUCUAUUCCACACACGAGACGUCAAGCAAGCACGCCUCUACAGCUUCGUUCACGACCGCAGGUCUCAGCCCGGCCGGAUCUGGCUACUCGUCCGUCGACAAGACGCCCUCCCCCGUCGCUACCAACAUGCUACCUCACGCCUUGGUCUCCCCUGCUGCCAGCAACAUGAGCGUGGCCUCCAUGGUCUCUCCCAACCCAACCAGCAACAUUGAUCGGAGGUUCGACCGACCAACUUCGCUAGACACGGCCAGCAUCUCAGGGGCAACCCUGGGAGAAGGGCUUGCCUCCAUUGCAGGCAGCCGGCGUGAGAGCGUAGACAGCAGAAUCGGCCGGGACUUUAGCGAUAUGCGGCUCGGCAACUCGCCGUACGCCAGCAACAACCAGUCCACAUCCUCCAUCCAGAACACGCUGCACCAGCAGCGUAACCCCAGGCCCAACUUUGAGGCCCUCGCUGUGCACCGAAUCUCAAAUGGAUACCUGCCCAGCGCUGAGCGAAACCCAGAGCCUGCCAAAGUCGUGCGAACCGCUCCUACGAUUACUGGUCCUACAACCGGGCUCAUCGCCCGUGCAGCAGAGCCGACUAAGGGUCAGGCCUGGGCUUUUCCUGAGGACGAUCUUCGAGGCGGAGGUGACAAUCAGAGGGCUGGCAACAACCUCCCGAACAACCACUCGUCCUAUGACGUUUCUCGCCGCAGCAGCAUCACUGAGUCCAUCGCCAGCAGUCAAUUCACGACAGAGUCGAGACUGCCUCCGGGUCAGCGCAGAUUCGACGAUGGCUCUCAGCUUUCACGGAUGAACUCAUCCGACUUCCCUCCUGUCCACCACCACUCCAUUCCUCACAAGCAGUUGAGCGGUUUACAAGCGGAAGAGACCAAUGGGGCCUCGGGCUCGCAGCCCUACAGCAGAACCCCUGAGCUGCGAGUGAGCCACAAGCUGGCUGAGCGGAAACGAAGAACCGAGAUGAAGGAGCUCUUUGAUCAGCUGCGUGAUUUGAUGCCGCAGGAGCGCGGAUCCAAGGCAUCCAAGUGGGAGAUUCUCACCAAAGCCAUCGCUGAGCACCAGAAGCAGAGUGAGCACAUUCGACUCCUCCAGAACCACAUCAACACGGUCAUGGCCGACAAUGAGAUGUUGCGGCGAGAGCUGCAGGGAAUUCAAAUGGAGCGGCACUCCCAGUAUAUGGGCAGUAUGGACCGCCAGCAAGGACAGCAGGCACCUCCCCCGGGACACGCCAGCCAAGCGGCUCCCUACUCAUCUGAUCCAUAUGCGAGCGCGCCUCGAACUGAGCUGCCGCCUCUCCGGUCCAUCAGCAACGGGAUCCCGAACGGCCCUGACUCCAUGACGGGCGUGCAGUAUGAGGCUCCACGGAGCAACGGAUACCGACAAGAGCGAUACUAGGGAUUCGAGCUUGCCCAACGCCAGAUGCUGCAAGAAACCAUACCAGAAGAUGCCGCACUGGAGUAUGCUACGCCGGACUAUGGUACGACGGACUACCCCCCGCCUUAAUGGUCGCCUACGCUUGGCAUGGUGAUGGUGCUCAUAUGCGCCUUCUACGCCAUGCACACUUACCCGCAUUGUCAACGGAGCAUGCGGAGAGAGUCUAAAUGAUGGAGGAGGACAACGACGUUGGGGAACCAAUGCCGUCCCGCCACUCCGCGCUUAGAUGCCCUGGAUCGAUUGUUGUUCGCCUUGCUCAGUAAUGAAAGAUCGGAAUCGAAAUCGCAGAAAAUCAGAAUAAAG
Trichoderma reesei QM6a is the source of this 2287-nucleotide messenger RNA. RefSeq lists its product as uncharacterized. Gene Ontology annotation, cellular component: RNA polymerase II transcription regulator complex. Gene Ontology annotation, biological process: positive regulation of transcription by RNA polymerase II. Gene Ontology annotation, molecular function: DNA-binding transcription factor activity; protein dimerization activity. The record is from RefSeq and is a predicted model, not a curated record. Bases 428 to 1945 code for a protein of 505 amino acids. The transcript has 3 exons. NCBI's taxonomy places the organism in Eukaryota, Fungi, Ascomycota, Sordariomycetes, Hypocreales, Hypocreaceae.